ACAAGAUCUCGAGCAUGUGGGAUUUGUGUUGGAUGAUAUAAAAAGCCGGUAAAUCUUCGACGGAAGCAUCAGAUCCUCUGGACUUACCGACGUAGUCACAACUACCUAUCCUCAUUCAACAUGGUUGCGAAGUUCGUCAUCGUCCUCGCCUUCGUGGCAGUGGCCUCCGCCAGCUCUCUCUCCAGCUUCUCGUACGGCGUGGCGGACCCCUACACCGGGGACUACAAGAACCAGGUCGAGACCCGCGCCGGGGACAACGUCCAGGGACAGUACUCCCUCCUUGAGUCCGAUGGCACCCGCAGGACCGUCGACUACGCUGCCGGCGCUGGCGGCUUCAACGCCGUUGUCAGGAAGGACCCUGCUCUGAUCGCUGCCGCUCCCAUCUCUUACGCCGCCCCCAUCUCCUACGCCGCCCCCAUCUCUUACGCCACCCCCUACGCCUAUGGAGCGUACCCGUACGCCAGAUUCGGAUACCCAUACGGACGAUUCUACUUUCACUGUGCAACAAAUAAACUUAUCGAAAUGGCAGCUAAGUUCGUCGUUGUAGCUCUCUUUGUGGCGGCCGCCCAGGGCAGCGCCAUCCAUGGCGGUAACUACAACAGCUUCUCCUAUGGAGUGUCGGACCCCCACACCGGCGACGUGAAGAGCCAGCACGAGACCCGCGUGGGCGACAGCGUGGUCGGCCAGUACUCGCUGCUGGAGUCCGACGGCACAAAGCGCACCGUCGACUACGCCGCUGAUGCCCAUUCUGGAUUCAACGCUGUCGUGCGCAAGGACCCUCUGCUGCACGCCGCUCCCGUCGCCGUCGCCCACGCCGCUCCCCUGGCGUACGCUGCUCACGCUUCUCCCCUGGCAUACGCCGCCCACGCCGCUCCUCUGGCCCAUUCCGCUCCCUUAGCGUACGCUGCCCACGCCGCUCCUCUCGCUCACGUCGCCCACGCCACUCCUCUCGCGUACGCCACCAGCGUCGCCCACGGUGCUCCUCUUGCGCACGCCGCGUACGCCGCUCCCCUGGCGCACACUGCCUACGCCGCUCCCCUGGCGCACACUGCCUACGCUCACGGUGCCAUCGCCGCUCCCCUCGCUCAUGUCGCCCAUGGCGCUCAUGGACUCGGAUAUGCUGGCCAUUUGGGAUACUCUCACUAUUAGAAACUAAAUUAUCCUAGACGAUAAAUAAUACUCAAAUAAGCUAUGGGUUAUUACCAUGGCCACGAAACUGCUGUGAUUACGUCAAAUAAAUGACAUUAAAUUAAA
Cydia splendana is the source of this 1254-nucleotide messenger RNA. RefSeq names its product cuticle protein 18.6-like. Gene Ontology annotation, cellular component: extracellular matrix. Lineage: Eukaryota; Metazoa; Arthropoda; Insecta; Lepidoptera; Tortricidae. The record is from RefSeq and is a predicted model, not a curated record. Bases 121 to 1149 code for a protein of 342 amino acids. The transcript is spliced from 4 exons.